Molecule: messenger RNA, 525 nt
Organism: Lactuca virosa
Lineage: Eukaryota; Viridiplantae; Streptophyta; Magnoliopsida; Asterales; Asteraceae
Source: the annotation of a GenBank genome assembly
AUGAACGGAACUGCCCGGGCUUUAUCUUUUGGGAAUCACGGGCAGGAGUUGUUGAGCACGGGCGGUGACGGGCAGAUCUACCAUUUUGAUCUGAGAAGCAUGAGUUGUUUCCAUAAAGGUGUUGAUGAAGGGUGCUUAACGGGUACAGCUCUUGGAAUGUCACCAAACGGGAACAUAUUUGCAGCGGGGUCCGAUAGUGGGAUUGUGAAUGUUUACAAUAAGGAGGAGUUUUUGGGGGGAAACAGAAAACCGAUGAAAAGGAUUGAGAAUCUGACAACAAAAGUUGAUUUUAUCAAGUUUAAUAGUGAUGCGCAGAUUUUGGCGAUUUGUUCCGGUAUGAAGAAGAACAGUAUGAAGUUGGUGCAUGUGCCUUCGUUUACUGUUUUUUCAAACUGGCCACCAGCAAAUAAGGCGUUGCAGUAUCCUCGGUGUUUGGAUUUUAGUCCGGGUGGAGGGAUGAUGGCUUUGGGGAAUGCUGCUGGUCAUGUGUUGCUUUACAAGUUAAAUCAUUACCGACAUGCAUAA